GACGAUAAUUUCUUAGCACCAGAAUAUUGUUCCGGCGCCGAAAAACAGAUUUUUACUGAGUAUACUUGUACGGAUUCCUACAAAUCACCUAUGUUUUCAGCACUCGAUGUAAGAUUAACAAAGUUAUACAAAGGUUUCAUUGAAGUACACGACGGCUCAACUUCGUGGAAAGUUUAUGAUGAAAAUUGGGAUAAAGUUCGCCGUAACAUGCUGUGUAAACACUUGGGGUUUGAAGUGAAUGGAAACAAUGAAUUGAUUUCACUAGAUAUUCCCAGUGGGGAGAAAAUUGCCAAGGGAGAUGUCAUGUGUUACUCUACUCGCUCAAACGAAACAUCAUGCUGUACGCAUCUUCAGUCUUACACAACCACUUCAAGUACAUCAAUUCCAAAUGUAAAUUGUCAGAUAUGCGAUAAACCGAUAAUUACUGGCCAAAACACGUUUCCAAAACCCACAUUUUCAGGAAAUGGGACCAGUGAUUACACUCUGGCUAGGAUGGACAAACGCGGUUGGUGUUCAGGGAAUGGAGACGAGUAUUUAGAAAUCGACCUUCAGAAGGAAUACAACAUUUUCCAGAUUGUGGUUGCGGCGGAUGAAAACCAAGCAAAGUGGAGUGGUUCAUAUUCCUUGAAAUACAGUCGUAACACAUCGUAUGAAAACAGCAUAAAGAUAACUGGGAAUAAAAAUGGUUAUCAAGCGGCGUCAACUUUCGUUGAUAUUCGUAAUGUGCGUUACAUAAAGAUAGAAUCGACUGACAAGCAGGAAUUUUGUCUUAGAAUUGAACUUUGUGAACCGAGUAGGUAUUUUUAG
This is a messenger RNA of Dendronephthya gigantea, 807 nucleotides long. RefSeq lists its product as uncharacterized. The coding region runs from base 91 to 807 and encodes 238 amino acids. NCBI's taxonomy places the organism in Eukaryota, Metazoa, Cnidaria, Anthozoa, Malacalcyonacea, Nephtheidae. The record is from RefSeq and is a predicted model, not a curated record. The transcript has 4 exons. Gene Ontology annotation, cellular component: membrane.